Neogale vison (American mink) is the source of this 6032-nucleotide messenger RNA. RefSeq names its product ras homolog family member T1 (gene RHOT1). Gene Ontology annotation, biological process: mitochondrion organization; regulation of innate immune response; small GTPase-mediated signal transduction. Gene Ontology annotation, cellular component: cytoplasm; mitochondrial outer membrane. NCBI's taxonomy places the organism in Eukaryota, Metazoa, Chordata, Mammalia, Carnivora, Mustelidae. The record is from RefSeq and is a predicted model, not a curated record. The transcript is spliced from 23 exons. Gene Ontology annotation, molecular function: calcium ion binding; ribonucleoprotein complex binding; GTPase activity. The coding region runs from base 16 to 2649 and encodes 877 amino acids.
CGCGGCCUGGCCACAAUGGCGGGUGUGGACUCCGGCCUGGCCGUCCCCGUGUGGCUGGCCGAGGACGACCUGGGCUGCAUCAUCUGUCAAGGGCUGCUUACCAAGCCCGCCACGCUGCCCUGCGGCCACAGCUUCUGCCGCGACUGCCUGAAGGGCUUGUGGGCCGCGGGCAGCGCCAGCCCCCCGCGCUCCUGCCCCACCUGCCGGGAGAGCACCCCGGCUCCGCUGCACCUGCGGAAGAACACGCUGCUGCAGGAGCUGGUGGACAAGUACAGCCGAGCGCUGCGCGACCUGGGGGCGGGCCCUGACCCCGGCCCCGCCCUCGGCCCCGCCCAGGGACGCGCCCUUGGCCUCGCGCCUGCGCCUGCGCCCCCGCGUGGCGCCGCCCAGCUGCCGGCCGCGGCACAGAAGAGAAUUAUAGAAGUUGUGCGUGAGCUGGCAGAGUUGGCAGAAGAGCUCGUAGACAUUGUCAAGAGUCUUCAGAGUCAAAGGGAUGUCCCUGAAUCCGGACCAGACAAUGACAGGAGCACCCUGAGCAUGAGCAGGUCUUCUUCUGGUGAGAUGGACCUUUCCUUGGCUUCUUCAAAACCAAUGACUUCCAAUACACCUGAGAGAAAAACAAGAGACAUUCUGCAUGACCUAGAAGAAAUCCAGAAAAAAUUACGGGAAAACCUCACAUGGAAAGAGCCCCUCGAAGAACAGAUGCAGGCUAGAGUUGGGAAGACAUCACUGAUUAUGUCUCUGGUCAGUGAAGAAUUCCCAGAAGAGGUUCCUCCCCGGGCAGAAGAAAUUACCAUUCCAGCUGAUGUCACCCCUGAGAGAGUUCCAACACACAUCGUAGAUUACUCAGAAGCAGAACAGAGUGAUGAACAGCUUCAUCAAGAGAUAUCACAGGCUAAUGUCAUCUGCAUAGUUUAUGCUGUUAACAACAAGCAUUCUAUCGAUAAGGUAACAAGUCGAUGGAUUCCUCUCAUAAAUGAAAGAACGGACAAAGACAGCAGGCUGCCUUUGAUAUUGGUUGGGAACAAAUCUGAUCUGGUAGAAUACAGUAGUAUGGAGACCAUCCUUCCCAUUAUGAACCAGUACACAGAAAUCGAAACCUGUGUGGAGUGUUCAGCAAAAAACCUGAAGAACAUAUCAGAGCUCUUUUAUUAUGCGCAGAAAGCUGUUCUUCAUCCUACAGGGCCCCUGUACUGCCCAGAGGAGAAAGAGAUGAAACCAGCCUGUAUAAAAGCCCUCACCCGCAUAUUUAAAAUAUCUGAUCAGGAUAAUGAUGGCACUCUCAAUGAUGCUGAACUCAACUUCUUCCAGAGAAUUUGUUUCAAUACUCCGUUAGCACCCCAAGCUCUGGAAGAUGUCAAGAAUGUAGUCCGAAAACACAUAAGUGAUGGUGUGGCUGACAGUGGAUUGACAUUGAAAGGUUUUCUUUUUUUACAUACACUUUUUAUCCAGAGAGGGAGACACGAAACUACUUGGACUGUGCUUCGGCGAUUUGGUUAUGACGAUGAUCUGGAUUUGACACCCGAGUAUUUAUUCCCCUUGCUAAAAAUACCUCCUGAUUGCACUACUGAAUUAAAUCAUCAUGCAUAUUUGUUUCUGCAGAGCACCUUUGACAAGCACGAUUUGGAUAGAGACUGUGCUUUGUCACCUGAUGAGCUUAAAGAUUUGUUUAAAGUUUUCCCUUACAUACCGUGGGGGCCAGAUGUGAAUAACACAGUUUGUACAAAUGAAAGAGGCUGGAUAACUUACCAGGGAUUUCUUUCCCAGUGGACGCUCACGACCUACUUAGACGUCCAGCGAUGCCUGGAGUAUUUGGGCUAUCUAGGCUAUUCUAUAUUGACGGAGCAAGAGUCUCAGGCUUCCGCCAUUACAGUAACAAGAGAUAAAAAGAUAGACCUUCAGAAAAAACAGACUCAAAGAAAUGUGUUCAGAUGUAAUGUAAUUGGGAUGAAAAACUGUGGGAAGAGUGGCGUUCUUCAGGCUCUUCUUGGAAGAAACUUAAUGAGGCAGAAGAAGAUUCGCGAUGAUCAUAAAUCCUACUAUGCGAUCAACACUGUUUAUGUAUAUGGACAAGAGAAAUACUUGUUGUUACAUGAUAUCUCCGAAUCAGAAUUCCUAACUGAGGCUGAGAUCAUUUGUGAUGUUGUGUGCCUGGUAUAUGACGUCAGUAACCCCAAAUCCUUUGAAUACUGUGCUAGGAUUUUUAAGCAACACUUCAUGGACAGCAGAAUACCUUGCUUAAUCAUAGCUGCAAAGUCGGACCUGCAUGAAGUUAAACAAGACUAUAGUAUUUCACCUGCUGAUUUCUGCAGGAAACAUAAAAUGCCUCCACCACAAGCCUUCACUUGCAAUACUGCUGAUGCACCCAGUAAAGAUAUCUUUGUUAAACUGACAACAAUGGCCAUGUACCCAGAGGAUCAUUACAGAAACAGACUCUCCCGAGACAUGGGCAACACUGAUAGAAUAGAGAAUUUGAGAAAAAUCUGGGUCUUUCUAAAAACUGCUUUCCAUGCCCGGUUACGCUGUAUGUGCACCUGCAACAGGUGUACAUUUUGCAUCUGUCAGAACUUCCUCAACUCAGACUUGCUGCAAUCUGUAAAGAACAAAAUCUUCACUGCAGUUCUUAACAGUUUUAGUUCUGCCCUUUAGAACAACAUACGACUAUUCUACUCCCUCUUCAACCUAGCAAUCCUUCAGACAUUUGAAGACGGCCAUCAUGUCUCCCCUAAUUUUCUCUUCUCCAGGUAGAACAUCCCCAUUUCUUUCAGCCUUUUCUUAAAUUAGAUGGUUUAGUGACCUCAUCAAUCCUGGUUGUCCUCGUCUGAAAGCCCUUUAGGUUUUCAGAGUUCCUAUUAAAAGAGGUGCUGCUGAGAAUGGGGAGCAGUGCUCCAGGUGUGAUGGGACCAGUCUCGAACAGUGGGGUCAUGUCCCACAGUCAGGACAGCACCUAUCUGCUGCAUGAAGUGACAUUGUUAGCAGCCCCAUCCCACUGUGGAUGCAUAUGAAUCUCGGGGUUCACUGAAAUCAGAUAUUUUUUUCAUACGAGGUACUAUUAAGGCAGCAUCCCCUCCUCUCUAAUUGUGUACUUGACAUUUUUAAUUGAGUCUUUGAAUCUAAACACAGAUACAUAUGUAUCUCUAUUAAGUGUCAUAUUCUUUUUGAUCCAUUUGUUCUAGCUCAGUCAUUUCAAACAUUAUUUCUGUCAUUUGUCCCAUUAUCUAUCUCUCUUGGCAUUGUGUUAUUUGCAAACUUGGUAGAUAUGUCUUCUUUAUCGUUCAAGUUAUUGAUAAAAAAUAAUGUUGAAUACCAAGAGAUUGGAGAGAGAGAGGGAGCCAAAGCCAGCAAGCCCUGAAAUAUUCCCUCAGAGAGCUCUUUUCCCAGUGACACAGGUUUAAAAUACUUGGGAAAAGAUUAUUCUGUAAAUUAAAAAUAUUUUAUUAUCCAGUCCAUAUUUUAUCUUAGUAUCUUAUAAGAAUUUCAUGGAGGGCUUUUUUGAAAUCAAGAUGCAAUUUCCUUUUUUUUUUUUUUCCCAGUAUGUAAUUUCUAACACAUUCUUCUGAUCUAUCAAUCUAUCAAUGUAGUAAUUUUACCUAAAUAGGAAGUGACAUCUAUUUGGUGUCUUAUUCUCAGUGAACCCACCUUGGCUCCUAAUAAUUGCUAAUCAAAACCAUCUGUUUCACUUAUUCUAUGAGCUCUUGAGUGUCCGUAACUUGCAGAUUGAUUGAUUGUCUGCAUCUUUAGUGACAAUUUUAUUCUUAGGUCGGUUUAGUCAGCUACCAAAUGGAAAAGGUUGGGUGUGUAUUAAUUGAUGAGCUUGCUCAUGGUAAAGUACUCUGUACAAAGAUCUUUGAAGGGAAAUCAGUACAUCUUGUCAUAUCUAUUUAUAAACUAGAACUAAUUUAAUGGUAGUGUCGGCAUACAUCCCGAACAUCUAGUAAUCAAGAAUGGAAUGAAUGAAAAAGAUAAGGAGGGAAACCAAUGUACCUUUCGAAGCAGUCCUUCCUGAUUCCUUGCAGUGUUUCAGAAUUUUGUAGAAGUACAGUGGGAAUUUAGGACUUCUGUACUGAAGUUUCCCCAGUUUACAGAAGGAUGUAGAUAAGGUAGAUGGGGGUGGAACCCCAGAACUUGAGUACCUACAGGAUCGGGAUAGGUAUUGUCAGUGCACAAAGGUGGUCAGGUAUGAGAAGUAAGGAACAUAGAGACUGUGACAGGCCCUGUCUAAAAGAGGCAGCCACAACUCAGCUCUGGCCUUUUGUUGUCCAGGCUGGCUGGUGCCAGGUCUUCUGAUUCUGUGAGACACGAGACAUCAGGAUUUUAUGUGAAAUUUCCUGCUAUUCAAAUAAUGGCAAGUAAAUUUAAGUCUUUAAAAGUACUGAUCAGAACAAGACAUGUUUACAGGCCAGCAGCUUGCAACCUCAGUCUUAAGAUAUGGCCUAGAGUUGUGCAAUUGCAGGCCAAAAAAAAAAAAAAAAAAAAAAAGUAAAACAUACACCUAAGGAAUGAAAGUAUCUCUUUCCCCUUCCCACCAACCAAGUUCUACUCCCUUUCUCAUGAAAGAAUCUGAAAAAAUUGUGGAGUGCUGGGUUUGCCUCCUUUCUUUCCUCUCUCUCUCGGGUUGUGGCAGCCUUUGGGUGUUGGUCACUAUUGGUUCACCAUGCUAGAUGUAUCUUAAUGUUAUAAAGCAGAAAAAGGAUUGAUUAAUUUGCUAAAAGUCAUUUUAGGAAUUUUUCACUGUAAUUCAGUAGGGAGGAGUCUCACUCAACAAUAAGCCUUAGGUCUCUGCUUUUAGAAAGCUGCCACGUCUUGUGUUUGAGUUAGAUGAGUAAAAGAGUGUUUCAAAAUUUUUAUGGAAACAAAGAGUUUCAGUAAAUGUCUGCAAAGAAAUUGACAGGUAUUGGUGCAUACAUGCUGGUCUCAAACUUAAUAUCUUGUUUCAGUAUGCUUGUAAACAUGUUGGUUGAAAUAAAUCACUUGCAGAGAUAGUACAUGUUUGAGACCACAUUAACCCUUUAUCCCCCUCUGCCCCUGUGGUUUAUUCACUCAGACUUAGGAACCUGCUUUAGAUAGGACCCUGCUGUGAGCUGGGACAGAAUAUGAAGAUGAAGAAGAUAGGGACCUGCCUUUAAGUGCCUCUCUGAAUACUAUGUUAUUAAAAUUUUUUUCCUUGAACUUUGGUUGUAUUUUCAGGAACCUUAGUCCCUCGGGCUACAGAAGUAAGGCUAUCACCUGAUCAUGACAGAAUUUAAGCUAAUAAUUUACAUUUAGGCAGUUCCCACAGAUUCGUUUCUGAAAUUAUCCAUUUUUUCCCCUAGCUAUCUAUUUUUAACCAGUAAACAUUGUCCCCCUUUUUUUGAGCUUAUUUACUGAUGCUACACAUUUUAAGUAGAGUAGUAAUAAAAUUUGUUUUCUUUUUAAUGUAAUAGAAUAUAUAUUUAUUUCAAGGUGUCAAAAGUGUUAAACUAUGUAUCUGACAUGUAACUUUGUUCUUUAAUAAUUAUGAUCUCACCCUAGUGAUCUGGACAGGCUUAUGAUUUUCUUUAGAACAGUUUAUGAAUAAUGGGACUUAUUUGAUUUUAAAUACAUUUGGAAGAUGAUUAAUGGGGUCAGAUGAUUUUAAUCUUUGGCAUUGCUUUCAUUUCAAAUAGUGUAAAUCAUGGCACUGGGAAAAUACACCUUCUGGUUAUAUUUUUAUUUUAAUUACCUUUUUAAUCUGAAAGUGUUAUAAUCCUACAUGAUUAUGUAGGAGUGAGCUGGAUUGUUGGUUUGAACUACCCAGGAUUCUGGUUACCAAGUACUUAUUAUUCUGACUUUAGAGACUCCUACUUUGCAUGACUUUGUUACUCUUCUGCAGUGUGCUGUUGAUGUGAACUUGUCCUUUCCUUUAGGUGUUCAUUUUAAUUUGUAUGUCUGUGUCACUUAGUCACUUUUUUAACUUCUCUCAGCCCCGAUCCCAGCUAAUUUCUGUGUAUAACCCUCCCACUUCUCCUAACCUAUAAUUUAAUCAAAAUGUUUAUUUUAUAAUUUAUUUUGGU